Diospyros lotus (date-plum) is the source of this 2201-nucleotide messenger RNA. Its product is annotated as cytosolic enolase 3. Gene Ontology annotation, molecular function: phosphopyruvate hydratase activity; magnesium ion binding. The coding region runs from base 388 to 1812 and encodes 474 amino acids. Gene Ontology annotation, biological process: glycolytic process. Gene Ontology annotation, cellular component: phosphopyruvate hydratase complex. NCBI's taxonomy places the organism in Eukaryota, Viridiplantae, Streptophyta, Magnoliopsida, Ericales, Ebenaceae. The record is from RefSeq and is a predicted model, not a curated record. The transcript has 13 exons.
CAAGCAAAAGCUGGUCAUUCCCUUCUUCACGCCCGAUCCAAACAUACCCUAAGUAAUUUCCCCCAAUAACGGCAUCAUUGCGGACCGGACAAGGCUGGUCACUUCUUCUAGUGUCUCCUUCACGGCCUAGAUGCCCUGAUUGCAGAGCGCUCCCCAAACCCCAAUAUUUAGCGCAACGUAUAAGCGACACCCUGCCUGUAGUUGAACGAACACAAAAUUCACUACCCACCACAUCGUUUCUUCAAAUCCACACGCCAAAUUCUGCUCGAUUAAUUGCCUUAAAGAGACGGAACUUUUGAGACCCCAAAUCUUCAAGGUCUCAGGUUCCAAGAAGCCCCAUAAUCUCAAGUCCAGAUUGAAAGGAGGGAAAGGAAUUUGCAGACCAGAAUGUCGGUGCAAGAAUAUCUCGACAAGCACAUGCUCUCCCGGAAAAUCGAGGACGCCGUCAAUGCCGCCGUCAGGGCCAAGACUCCCGAUCCCGUUCUUUUCAUCUCUAAUCACAUGAAGAAAGCGGUACCUUCGGUGAUCACUAAGGUUAAAGCCAGGCAGAUCCUCGACAGCAGGGGAAUUCCUACAGUGGAAGUCGAUCUUCACACCAAUAAAGGCGUUUUCCGUGCUUCUGCUCCUAGUGGCGCUACUUCUGGAAUGUAUGAAGCUAUUGAAUUACGUGAUGGAGACAAGGGAACAUAUCUUGGAAACAGUGUGCUAAGAGCUGUCAAGAAUAUAAAUGAGAAAAUAUCUGAAGCUUUGAUUGGUAUGGAUCCGACACUUCAGGCACAAAUUGAUCAGGCAAUGAUAGAUUUGGACAAGACAGAGAAGAAGGGUGAACUUGGUGCAAAUGCAAUUCUAGCUGUGUCAAUUGCUGCUUGCAAAGCUGGCGCUGCUGAAAAGGAGGUUCCACUUUACAAGCACAUAGCUGAUAUCUCUGGUAAAACCAACCUGGUUCUUCCUGUCCCUGCCUUCUCUUUGAUAAGUGGUGGGAAACAUGCUGGAAACAAUCUGGCUAUUCAGGAUAUUAUGAUUCUUCCUGUUGGAGCAAGAAAAUUUGAGGAGGCAAUGCAAAUGGGAUCUGAAACAUACCAUCAUUUGAAGGCUGUUAUUUUGGAAAGAUAUGGUGCGCAUGGAUGUAAUGUUGGUGAAGAUGGUGGUUUUGCUCCUAAUAUUUCUAGUGUUAGAGAAGGUUUGGAUCUUGUAAAAGAGGCCAUAAACAGAACAGGGUAUAAUGAGAAAAUAAAGAUUGCGAUUGACAUAUCUGCUACUGAAUUUUGCAUAGGUACUAAGUAUGACUUGGAUCAUAAAUCACCAAAUAAGUCAGGGCAAAACUUCAAGUCAGGGGAAGACAUGAUUGAAUUGUACAAAGAACUAUGUGCAGACUACCCUAUCGUAUCAAUUGAAGAUCCUUUUGACAAGGAGGACUGGGAGCAUGUCAAGUUUUUUUCCAGUCUUGGAAUUUGCCAGGUUGUUGGGGAUGACUUAUUGAUGUCUAAUCCAAAACGUAUUGAGAGAGCCACUCGGGAGUCUGCUUGCAAUGCUCUUCUUCUCAAGAUGAAUCUAUUAGGGACUGUGACCGAGGCCAUUGAAGUAGUGAAGAUGGCGAAGGAUGAACACUGGGGGGUGGUGGUUUCUCACAGGUGUGGUGAAACUGAAGAUUCUUUUAUAGCCGACCUGUCUGUUGGCCUAUCAUCAGGUCAGAUCAAAGCAGGUGCACCUUGCCGAGGAGAGCGGCUGGCAAAGUACAAUCAGUUGCUUAGAAUUGAAGAAGAGCUGGGUGAUCAAGCAGUCUAUGCUGGCGAUGAUUGGAAGGCGUCGUGAUCAUGCCGUUCUGUUAUUUUCCUUUCACUUCCAGUCACUUCCUGGCUUGUGGAGUCUUUUUGUUUCCUUCGGUUCAGCAUGAGUCUGAUGAGGCAGUGUUGGUCUGCACAACGAAAUGACAUUUAUCAACUUAGUAAAUCAGUGUUUCAUCCAAUUACGAGGAGACUUGAGAAUUGCAGGGAAUUUCCAAUGAGCGCUAACAGUGGCAAUUUGUAUUUUCUCCUCUAAAGAUUCCUGGGAUGUGUAAAAUGGUACCCGGAAUACCGUACAGUUUUGCUGCGUUUGAGCGUCGUCAACUUUUGUAGGCGGGAUUGAGGAUUGUAAUUGGAGGGUUUUGCUCAAAUACAUAAUUUGAACAAAAGAAUAUAAAAUGAGAGCAUUCCUUGCUA